Messenger RNA from Puccinia triticina, 2373 nucleotides. RefSeq lists its product as uncharacterized. Gene Ontology annotation, molecular function: aconitate hydratase activity; 4 iron, 4 sulfur cluster binding. The transcript has 9 exons. Lineage: Eukaryota; Fungi; Basidiomycota; Pucciniomycetes; Pucciniales; Pucciniaceae. The record is from RefSeq and is a predicted model, not a curated record. Gene Ontology annotation, cellular component: mitochondrion; cytosol. Gene Ontology annotation, biological process: tricarboxylic acid cycle. Bases 1 to 2373 code for a protein of 790 amino acids.
AUGGCCAUCCUCAGCCGAUUCGGAAGCAAACAGCUCGUCAGAUCCUACGCAAACAUCUCAUCCAAGCACUACCCAUCCAUCACACCGCCCUACCACCGAUUGAUCAACAGACUCCGGGAUGGCCGGGAACAACUGAUACCCCCAGGACAGCGGGACAGACUGACGCUUGCCGAGAAGAUAUUUAUCAGUCACUUGGACGACAGCCAUUUUGAUGGACAGAGUAGUCACUUAACAAGAGGAACCUCAUUUGUCAAACUCAAGCCAGACCGGGUAGCGAUGCAAGAUGCUUCUGCUCAGAUGGCCUUAUUACAAUUUGCAACCUGUGAGAUGCGCUCGACAGCGGUGCCGACGUCGAUCCAUUGCGACCAUCUCAUCGCGGCCUCGGAGGGGGCAUCAAAUGACCUCCAACGUGGAAUCGACAGCUCCAAGGAAGUCUUCGAUUUCUUGAGGAGUGCUAGUGAGAAGUACGGGAUCGAGUUCUGGAAGCCUGGAAGUGGAAUCAUCCAUCAAAUCGUCCUUGAAAACUAUGCCGCCCCAGGACUCUUUAUGCUCGGGACUGACUCUCACACUCCCAAUGCGGGUGGAUUGGGAGCUAUUGCCAUCGGCGUUGGUGGGGCGGAUGCAGUCGAUGCCAUGACGGAUACACCUUGGGAGACCAGGUUUCCAAAAGUGAUCGGAGUCGAAUUGAAGGGAAAGAUGAAUCCCUGGACUAGUCCUAAAGACUUGAUAUUACACAUUCUCGGUAAACUCACCGUCCGUGGAGGUACUGGCUUUGUUAUUGAAUACCAUGGGGACGGGGUCCAUCAUCAAUCAGCAACAGGCUUGGCAACGAUAUGUAAUAUGGGCGCUGAGAUGGGCGCAACGACCUCCCUGUUCCCAUACACGAAACAAAUGAAAUCUUACCUUCAAGCUACCAAUCGGUCCCCGGUUGCAGACGCCGCAGAUGAAGCCAAUGCACAAGGUUUCUUGUCCGCAGACCCCAAUUGUGAAUACGACCAACACCUGUCCAUCGAUCUCGCCGAGCUGGAGCCUCACAUCAAUGGCCCACACACACCUGACCUGGCCACUCCCUUGAGCAAAUUCAAGGCUUUCAUCGAAAAUAAUAACUGGGACGAUAGAGCAAGCGCUUGCCUGAUUGGAAGUUGCACCAACAGCAGUUAUGAAGACAUGGCCAGGGUCUCGAGCAUUGCUAAGCAAGCCCUCGAUAAGGGCCUGAAGACUCAGACCAAAUUCAUGAUCACACCUGGCUCCGAACAGAUCAACUCGACCAUUGCUCGGGACGGAAUCAAGCAAACUCUAGAGUCUGUCGGUGGAAUCGUCCUGGCCAAUGCUUGUGGACCUUGUAUCGGUCAAUGGGAGCGUAAAGAAGAAAAAGAUCAGGAGAAUGCUAUUCUGACGUCUUUUAAUCGUAACUUCAAAGCGAGGAAUGAUGGGAAUAGGAAAACCAUGAACUUCUUGGCUUCGCCUGAACUUGUCACUGCUAUGGCAUUUUCCGGAAAACUAUCAUUCAACCCAAUCACGGAUACAUUGACCGAUUCAAAUGGAAAACCGUUCAAGUUUGAUCCACCUCACGGGGAUCGUCUGCCAGCCCAAGGAUUCGACCAAGGAAAUCUAUCCUACAUACCCGAGCCUGUUCCCAGCCCUCGGCCGGAAGCUCAGAUCAGUAUCGAUCCACAAUCCUCCAGGCUCGAGAUCCUCAAACCGUUUGAGCCCCAUUGGACUGACCUCCAACAGCCGCUAGAGUUCAACAAUUUGAAAUGUCUGAUCAGGAUUCAAGGCAAAUGUACGACGGAUGAAAUCUCUGCCGCUGGGAAAUGGCUCAAAUUCAAAGGACAUCUCUCUAACAUCAGUGAGAAUACCUUAAUCGGUGCUAAGAAUGAUGAAAAUGGCAAAAUCAAUUGCGCUUUGGAUUCGGUGGAUGGUCAAAUGGUCGAAGGAUCGAUCCCUAAUGUGGCCAAGCGAUGGAAAUCUAUUGGCCAACCAUGGAUGAUUGUUGCAGACUAUAACUAUGGAGAAGGAUCGGCAAGAGAACAUGCGAGUAUGCAGCCGCGCUUCCUAGGCGGCAAGCUAAUCCUAGCCAAAUCGUUUGCAAGGAUCCAUUUAGUGAACCUGAUCAAGCAAGGCAUCCUCGGCCUUACCUUCAAGCAUCCAGAGCAAGACUAUCCGAAGAUCUCGGCUGGCGACCGGAUCUCUACUAAAGGCCUCGACCGAGUCUUGAACGGGAGCCUCGAAGAGCAGGUCUCUCUUAUCAUCACCAAACCCAACGGCUCCCAGCUCGAAAUCGAAACCGUUCAUGGCCUUAGCUCCCAAACCGCUCAGUUCAUUAAAGCCGGUAGCGCGCUCAAUCUUAUUCGUCAACUCAAAGGAAAGUAA